Molecule: messenger RNA, 1762 nt
Organism: Aegilops tauschii subsp. strangulata
Lineage: Eukaryota; Viridiplantae; Streptophyta; Magnoliopsida; Poales; Poaceae
Product: cycloartenol-C-24-methyltransferase 1
Biological process (GO): sterol biosynthetic process
Cellular component (GO): endoplasmic reticulum
Molecular function (GO): sterol 24-C-methyltransferase activity
Source: RefSeq, a predicted model, not a curated record
UGAAUCCAAAUGGAGGCUCGGCGUGGCUCGGCUGGCAUUUGCUUGUCCUGUUUCUCGUGGCCGCCUACUUGUAAUCCGCUGCCAGCCAAAUCGCUAGCUCGCUCCCUCCCUCCCUCCCUCGUCAGCCUCCGGCAGAUCCUCCUCCAUACCGCUCGAAGCUCCGCCCUCCUCCUCCCGACACCUCGAGAUCUCCGCCCCGGACCCAUUUCUUCCCCACCAAGGUCCAGCGCCGUCCGGCCGGCCCUCCCUGUUGCAGGCAGGCGACGCCGCCGCCGCCAUGUCCAAGUCGGGAGCCCUGGAUCUCGCGUCCGGCCUUGGCGGGAAGAUCGACAAGGAACAGGUCAAAUCCGCGGUCGACGAGUAUGAGAAAUAUCAUGGAUAUUACGGAGGGAAGGAGGAAUCGAGGAAAUCCAACUACACCGAUAUGGUUAAUAAAUACUAUGAUCUUGCUACUAGCUUCUAUGAGUAUGGCUGGGGUGAAUCCUUCCACUUUGCUCACAGGUGGAAUGGGGAAUCUUUAAGGGAAAGCAUCAAACGACACGAGCACUUUCUGGCCUUACAGCUUGAGUUGAAACCAGGCAUGAAGGUUUUGGAUGUCGGCUGUGGAAUAGGCGGGCCAUUAAGAGAAAUUGCGAGAUUUAGCUCCACCUCAGUUACUGGAUUGAACAACAACGACUACCAGAUAACUAGGGGAAAGGCGCUUAAUCGGUCGGUAGGACUUGGCGCAACUUGUGAUUUUGUCAAGGCAGACUUCAUGAAGAUGCCAUUCUCUGAUAACACUUUCGAUGCUGUUUAUGCCAUUGAGGCAACAUGCCACGCACCUGAUCCGGUUGGCUGCUACAAGGAGAUCUACCGUGUAUUAAAACCCGGGCAGUGUUUUGCUGUAUAUGAGUGGUGCAUUACCGAUCACUAUGAUCCAAACAAUGCAACCCACAAGAGGAUUAAGGAUGAAAUUGAGCUUGGGAAUGGCCUGCCAGAUAUCAGAAGUACUCGGCAAUGUCUUCAAGCUGUUAAAGAUGCUGGGUUUGAGGUUAUUUGGGACAAGGAUCUUGCUGAAGAUUCUCCGUUGCCUUGGUACUUGCCCUUGGACCCAAGUCGGUUUUCAUUGAGUAGUUUCCGGUUGACUACCGUGGGACGAAUAAUUACUCGCAAUAUGGUCAAGGUAUUGGAAUAUGUUGGUCUGGCUCCGGAAGGCAGCCAGAGGGUCUCUAGUUUCUUAGAGAAGGCCGCGGAAGGUCUUGUCGAAGGUGGCAAGAAGGAAAUCUUCACCCCGAUGUACUUCUUUGUGGUUCGGAAGCCUCUUUCAGAAUGAGCAACCUUCAGCCAGGCAAUGCAAAGAUGCAUUUUGAAGGCGGGCUCGACCGGGGAGUUUGGUUAUGCGAUCCUCGGUUCUUAUCUGUAGAAGAAGACGUAGUGAAAUGUGCUGCGUUUCUGUUUGUUUUGUAUUUAAUGUUGAGCUUCUGUUUUGUUGUUUUGUCGUGCGAGCCUUUCGAUGCUCGUCGAUUAACUGACAGUUUGACACCAUUGUGCUAAGCUAUUAGUGGCAUAAAUAAGCUAGAUGCAGUUUUCUUCCCCGUCAAGGUUUGCAUGAGGCCGUUCCGAUUUCUUGUCCAAACAAGCUUGUGUACUGUGUAGGAUCUGGUGGUGCCGAAGUUUUGUAACCUAGCAACGAGAAUUUCUCAUGAAAGAUCGUUCCCAGUACUGGAAUUUUUCAAGUAUGUUUGCCGUAAGAAUAAUAAUUUGAGGGGUAUGUUUGCCUUAA